AUCGGCUAUCUCUUUCUUGUGGCCUAUAUUGACAUAAGAAUUAUAUUUUGAAUUUAAUACCUUUUAGUUUCAACCUGAAAGAAAAAUAAUCAAUUUAUUGUUUGGUUCCAUUUUAAUUAUUUAGCCGGAUUUCUCUGUUUUAAAUUAAGAUUUUGCUGCUUCUGUGUUCAUAAUGGCUAAAGUGGAACAACCAAUAUUCAUAUUACCAAAGAAACGGAAUGGAAAAAAGCAAAAUCCAGUCGCUAGCCAUGUCGACCACAUCAUAAGUGUUCAGGGUGCAAUUGAUGCAGAAAUGCCAACGAAAUACAAAAACGGGCUCUCGCCAGUGACAGAACAUGUUGUGAAUGGCAUCAUCCACUCCACAAUGGAAGGACUCAAAUCUAAUAUGAAGAUCAAUCUCCCAAUAAUAAAUGAUGUGAAUGAUGAAGACUUGAAUGAAGUAAAUUCUGAUGACCCUCAAAAGGUGCAAAGCAGUCAGAAUAAUGGCUAUCAACCACUUUCUACGGUACAUUCGAGCAGGGAGAUUAUUGAUCUGUCCCCCAUUUAUGAGAACUCGUCAGAUGCAUGCUCCAGCCAUGGAGACCUGAGAGAGGGCAAUGAAAGUGACAUCCAAAAGAGUUGCCGCAUCUUGAACUCGGAUAUUAACGAAAGUUCCUCUGCUACACCAAACAGCUUAUCUCAAACCCAAUCAGAAAACAGCUUCGAAAUGGGAACACUAACAGACAGCUUAAAAAAUAGUGCUAAAAGGAAAAAGAGGGUCAAUAUUGUCCCUGGCAUAGUGGAAUCUGAGCACACAGACACUGAGAUUACUGCUCUAAGAGUUGAGUCAGAAGGUUCAAUUUCACCUGAGUGCUCUUUGACUGAAAACUCUAAAGAUGCCUAUCUGACUAUGACAGGAACAAUCAAAAGAGGAAAGAAAAAAGGACAGAAUGUUGAUGUCAAACUGAACAUAUCAAGAGAGGAACUGGAGAUUAUUGAAGCAGCAAUAGUGGCAGAGGAAUACAACAAGAUGGAUAUAUCAAAAUGUUCUCUAUACAACGGUUUACAUGUAUUCCUUUUCAGCUUGAUCUGCAUACCAUUUGUGGCAUGCAUCUCUGCGAUGUAUUCUUUUUAUAUUGGCACCAUGACUUGGUAUAACAUAUUCUCUCAUGUUACUGAGAAUUUCAGCUAUGUCAAAAAGGUGUUGCUAGCGCCUGUGGUAAUAUUGUCUUACCCGUUUUUGAUAGUGAUAUUUACUACUGGGUUGGGGUUGUACGCUGGGAUAGUUCAGCUGACCUUCAGUGGGGCCAACUGGUGGAAGGAUGUGUGUGAUUUUGAGAAAGGUUUUUACGGGUGGCUUUGUAGCACUCUAGGUAUGUCUGAAUGUAGUCCGUAUGAGGUUGUUAUUCUGAUGGAUGUAAAACCAUAGUAGAAUUUUGUAUUUAUACCUAAUUUUCGAUAAAAAGGUGUAAAAUUAACUUACUUAUUGCUUGUAAGUUGACUGAUGUAUCUGCUGAUAUAAAUUUAAGUGUAGUGUGUUUAUCUAACUAUUUAUUAAGUGUUGUAUCGAGGCAGGGAUUCAGCGAAGUGUGCUCUAUUCCUAAGUGGAAAAAGAGUGUAAUGGAAUGGGAACAAACUGUGGUUGAUAAAAUUGCAUUUUCUGAUCUCAAACAUGAACUAUGUUUGCUCAAUUUUUUCUUCCAAAUAACAGCUAAGUUUGCCACUUUUUCUAGUCAUAUUGAACUGAUAUCUUUUAACAUACUCAUAUUUGUAUUGUAGUGUGUAAAGUUUUACAUAUCUGUUGUGUAAGGUCAAUAUUGUGUGUGUGUAAUUUUUAUUGGCAUUGUGAAAAUCAAUGACCUUUGCAAUAGUUUUGAAUGACACAAGUAUUAUGAUUGUAUUUUUACAUAUUUUGAAUCUAUUUUAUUUAUUUAGAUUGUUUUUUUUAUUUUAUGGAUUUUAAUAAUUUAUAAGAGGAAUAUACUAUACUCAGUUUUAACCAAAAGACAAGAUGUAGUUUUAGGAUUUUUA
Molecule: messenger RNA, 2010 nt
Organism: Ostrinia nubilalis (European corn borer)
Lineage: Eukaryota; Metazoa; Arthropoda; Insecta; Lepidoptera; Crambidae
Product: transmembrane protein 169
Exons: 2
Coding region: 173-1408 (411 amino acids)
Source: RefSeq, a predicted model, not a curated record